Molecule: messenger RNA, 2818 nt
Organism: Gasterosteus aculeatus aculeatus (three-spined stickleback)
Lineage: Eukaryota; Metazoa; Chordata; Actinopteri; Perciformes; Gasterosteidae
Gene: il12rb1
Product: interleukin 12 receptor subunit beta 1
Molecular function (GO): protein binding
Source: RefSeq, a predicted model, not a curated record
AUGAAACCUCUCGUAUUUCUGAGAAAGACAACCGAGUUACAUGAAGGCAGGUUGAAUAUUUGGACUCUCACAGGCUGAAGAACGAGUCUUCGAGACUUUCCACUACGCCUGAUGGAAACUUUGAAAGGCAGGAGCUCACUGCAUGAACACAUUGUUGUGCUUGUGUUCCUUAUAACAGUCAGCCAAGGGUCAGCAUGUGAACCUCCUUCCACUCCUGAGUGCUUCAAAAGACGCAUUGAGGACACUUUUUUCAUUUGUGAAUGGAGUACGAAGACAAAUAAUCCUAAUGUGACAUUUGACAUUCACAUUGGAGAAAAAAAGUUCAAUACCUCAAAGACGACGUGCUCCAUCUUGCAAGAAGUGAUCAUCAUAUAUCAUCCUGUAGACAUUUGGGUGGAAGCUCGCGUAGGAAACUCCAGCUGCGUGUCGACCAAUAGGUCGGUGGUGCUCAGCCGCAUAGUUAAGUCUGAAGCACCACAAAACAUAGGCAUGUCCUGGUCCAAAAACAACCUGAAGUUAAACUGGACGGCUGCAGGGUAUCCAGUUUUAUGCGAGGUCCUGUUCAGACGCAGUGACUACCUCACCUGGGAAAACAGAACAACAGAUGCCGCCAUUGAGUCUUCAUUCAAACAUCUUACUCUUACAAAUCUAUCAAAGGAUUCAGUUUACCUCCUACAAGUUAGAUGUCGGUAUAAUGGCCCUAAGAAGGACCUCGUCUCUCUGUGGAGUGACUGGUCUCCAGUUGUGACUGUUCCUGCAGAGCUUGAACACAAACCCGAAGUCACCAUAACAACAGAGCUUUUAAAUCGCAGCCGAAAGGUGACACUAGAGUGGAAGGCGAUGCCACAUGCAAAGUGGUACAUCCUUAACGACACGCAGUCUUCUCGUCAAUGUCCUUGCAAGAAAAAGAAAGCCCAUAAUACCACCCGUUCAACGCACACUAUUUAUGUCUCGUUAUCUGCCGUCGACAUCUGGGUAUUCGCCCAAAACUCUGCUGGGUCUUCUCCACCAGCAAUCGUACAAAUACCGGCCGAAUCUGUUGCAGGUUUAACAAUUUGUGACAAAACGGCGCUGGAUGAAAAGUUUGAUAGGAAAACUUGCCGUGAGUGGUACGAGCACCAGGACGGAGACACAAUGUCCCAAAAUCGUAUCAGAAUGAAGAAUAAGAAGAGGGGGGAAAUAGGAAAGCACUUAACGGACUAUGUUCGCUACCUUUUCUUUGAACACAAGAGGGCCGAUGGGAAACCACAGACAGUUAAAAUGUGCUUCUUUUAUCAAAAAGAGGGCGUUCCACGGAAAGAACCCCAGGACCUUACUUCUUUAACAGAAACAAAAACUUCUGCUAACUUGUCAUGGAAAGAAAUCCCUUCUGCGGACCAGCGAGGUUUCCUCACACACUACACCCUCUGCAUCCUGAAAGUCCCUUCACAAGAUGAGGUUAAAGAGUGCCGUAACAUAUCAGCCUCCGUGACAGAACACUAUGUGGAAAACUUGUUACCGGGAGGUAAAUAUGACAUCGUCCUAGCUGGAGUCACGCGUGCUGGAAAAGGACCUGAAGCCACAGUAACCAUCUCCACACUCCCCGAGGACUCAUGGAUGCAUGUGUGGUGGAGUGUGGGCAUGCUGUUUCUGUUCUUUUUCCUUACAAUGAUUUGCACCUGCAUCUUGAAGAGAAUCCAAAACAAGAUCUUCCCUCACGUGCCAAAACCUGUUGUUCAAGAUUUUAACCCAUAUCAACCAGAAAGUGGGGAGUUUCUGGAGGGAAAGGAGGAGGUAGACGAGCUGACGCUGCACCAUCUGCCGGAGGUCAAGCCUGCCCCUGAGGACGCGGAGGAGACCACCGUCCUCACACGAGAGUGGGACGACGGCAGCGACCUGGACGACAGGGUCGACUCGAUGAUGUCGGAAGGAAUCAGUGACGAGUGUCUUGGCUCCACGGAUGAGGCGAUGCGGAGCCCCAGAGGAGGAGAAAUGAAUGAUCGCAAACAAAUAGACAACGAGAUCGCCAUGCUGAUCUACAGGAAUGGCCUGGUCUUUGACAUCAAGACAGACUCGCCUUAAUAUUAAAUGAAGGUGUAACUGCCUCGCAGCACAGAAUGGCACACCAAAGACUAGAUGAACACGUUUUCAAUUCAAAAAGGUAAAGGUUUGACGUAACCUGUGAAAGAGUUGACAUCUAUUACAUUACUUGGCACAACAUUCUGUACAAACCUUCAAAAGUGAAACGUGCAACUACAGAGAACCAGGGUGGGUAGAAGGCAUUUGCGCCUGUGGAACGUAAGGGGAAGUGGUGGUCACAAAAAAGACCAGUGACCUUAAAAAAAAAAAGGUAGCUCACGCAGAGUGAAACACUGGAGUACUCAUCACUGAAGUACUGAUCAUCAAAGCAACUUCUGAUGUUGUUUUUUUGUCUUUUUCAAACUGGAACAUGUCAUGUUGAUUUGCACAAAGUGAUGACAGUGGGGAGCAUUUCACACAACGCUGCACUUAGAGACCUGUAACUGGUUCCUGUACUCUUUGGCUGUGGCCUCGUUGGGUGGAACGUCACAGUGACAGUCAAUGCAUCGUCUCUCUCCACAUCGAGACCACAGACUGACUGCUGACAUUUGACAAAAGUGAUGUGCUGGGAAGAAAAUUUACAACAGUGUGUGUGUGUGUGUGUGUGUGUGUGUGUGUGUGUGUGUGUGUGUAUUAACCCUUGUAUGGUGUUUGUGUCCAUGGGACUUAUGGGAUUUUUAUCAAUACAAAAAUAAUAUAAUUCAUUAUUUAAAAAUAAGUUAUUCUAAAAGCAGCCGAAGAUUUAAGGCGUGGAUGGCGA